Aspergillus mulundensis is the source of this 3201-nucleotide messenger RNA. RefSeq lists its product as uncharacterized. Bases 1 to 3201 code for a protein of 1066 amino acids. The record is from RefSeq and is a predicted model, not a curated record. The transcript is spliced from 7 exons. NCBI's taxonomy places the organism in Eukaryota, Fungi, Ascomycota, Eurotiomycetes, Eurotiales, Aspergillaceae. Gene Ontology annotation, molecular function: ADP binding; protein binding.
AUGCCAUGUAUCAUUGCCAUCCAUGGCCUUAAUCCCAAGAACAAAGAGCGCCAUGCCGAGCGGACAUGGGAGCUGAAUGGGAAGAUGUGGCUGAGGGACUUUCUUCCCAAUCAGCUACCUCAAGCCAGGGUGAUGCUCUUUGGAUAUAACUCCAAUGUCAGCAUCCAAUCUUCCGCCGCUGGCGUACGGGAGCAAGCACAGAACUUGCUCAGUAGGCUAUGGCUUGAAAGACAAGGCUGCGAGUCUCGACCUAUUAUCUUUAUCGCUCAUAGCCUUGGUGGUAUAGUGGUCAAGGAGGCACUUGUACAAGCCAAGCUUGGACACACCUUCGAAUCCAUUCGAACCGCAACCUAUGGCAUAGCGUUCUUUGGCACCCCUCACCGAGGCAGCCAUUUGGCGAAGAUGGGAGAGACCCUGGCAAAGGCCGUCAGGGCUUUCCUCAGAACCCCAAGCAACACUUUUAUCAAUUCCUUGAAAGAGAACGAUUUGUAUGCCAAUGAACUUUCAGCAAAUUUUGGGCAACUGUUGGAAGACUACAAGUAUAUAAACUUCUACGAGACUCUGCCUCUGAGAAGUCUUGGAAUCAUUGUAGAGAAAAAGUCAGCAACACUCGGCCUCCCUGAUUCUCGCGAGCUCACGGUAGCUUUACUUGGGGACCACGAAAGUAUCUGCCGAUACAUCAGUGAAGACGACGACAACUACAAGCACGUUUCCGGUCUCAUUACCAGGUUUGCUGCUAUAGCGAUGAAGGAGUGCGAAGAGGCGUCUCUCUUUGGAGAUUCCAGCGCAGAAUCGACCCUCGCCGGGCUGACUCUGGUCGAGCACGUCGAAUCAAAGAUAUAUAUGAUUCCAUUUGGGCGGAACACAAAGUUCGUCGGCCGAGAGGUUGUAUUCGAUCAACUCAAGAGUCUGGUCCUGCCUAUUGGGACGAACUCUCGAGUCGCGCUUUUUGGUCUAGGUGGUGUAGGAAAAUCCCAUGUGGCUAUUGAAUUUGCCCACCGAAUCUCGACGGAGUUCCAAGCGUCGGUGUUCUGGGUUAGCGCCAGCAGUAUUGAUCGCUUUCGUGAAGGGUACAAUGCGAUCUUCGACGAGCACAUUGCUUCGGACUCGGACUCGGAUACGAAAUGCGACAAAGCCGUUCGUGUCAAAGAAUGGCUCGAGAAAGAACAUGAUGAAUGGGUGUUGAUCAUUGACAACGCCGAUGAAACAUCUUUGUUCGAGCCAUCCCAGCAGGGAAAGCAGGGCGAGAACCAUUCAACUCUAGACCUCAUUCCGAACUCACAACGUGGAACGGUUCUUGUUACGACACGAAAUCGAGCAGCCGGCGUGAAAUUCACAAAGGGGGCAGCGAACACCAUGAUCGAAGUCACCCCCAUGACUGCCGAGGAAUCAAAACUCCUUGUCAAGAAUAAUAUGAUAGACCACGUUCUAGAGGAGUCCGAAAUGGACAAGCUCUCUGAACUACUGGGCUAUUUACCCCUGGCUAUCGUCCAAGCCGCGGCUUUUAUGCAAGAGAACACGAUGAGCAUCGGGGAGUACAUCGAGCUAUACAACGAUAGUGAAGAGACAAGCAUGGAUCUCCUCUGCGAGCCAUUCGAGACUCUGGGACGAGAUACUGGAGUCCCCAACGCCGUCGCUACAACGCUAAUUGUCUCGAUCGACCAGAUCAAGGAGCGAGACCCUAAGGCUGUGGAGAUACUGCAGCUCAUUGCAUUCCUGGAUAGAAACGAAGUCCCCAAGAGCUUGGUCCAGCACAGGAUCAAACGCGCGUUGGAUCUGACGAAGGCGCUCGGAACCCUAAAGGCAUUUUCAUUAAUUGUCCCAACCGACGGAAAGGGGAACUUCUCUUUCCAUCGACUCGUGCAAUUGGUCUUACGGAAAUGGCUCAUCCUUGAGAGUGUCUAUGAAGACAAAUCGAUACAAGCUAUGGAGCUCCUGGAUGAGGUAUAUCCUGAUGCUACGUUUGAGAACUGGGGUAUCUGUGCGGCCUACCUGCCUCACGCUCAAUCUGUUCUAGCCUUGAUACCUGAGGUACAGGGGGAAAGCAGGAAAAAGCGCAUACAUAUGCAGGAGGGAAUUGCCUACUAUCUGUGGUCACAAGGCCACUACAAAGAAGCCGAAAACUUGGACAGUUUGAUAGUCGAGGAGAAAAAGCGGGAGUUUGGUCCUGAACAUCCCGAGACCCUGAAAAGCAUGACCGGUUUGGCUGCAACAUACCAUGAUCAGGCAAGGUGGGCAGAAGCAGAGGAACUGGACUCAUUUGUACUUGAAGCGAGAAGAAAAACAAUUGGCUCCCGUGAUCGCCUGACGCUCACUACUAUGGCGAAUCUGGCAACGACAUAUGUGUCUCAAGAUCGAAUGGAAGAAGCCGAGAGCCUUAGAGUAGAGGUAUAUGAGACCUCAAAAUCAGAAUUCGGCGAAGACGACGAGGACACGAUUAUCGCAAUGACCAGUCUGGGAACGCUGUAUAUCGACAUAGGGAAAGUUGAGGAAGCAGCUGUGUUAAUCCAGCGGGCCCUAACUUGGAGGAAGAAGAAGCAAGGACCCGAGCAUAAAGACACCUUAGUAUGUUCCAAUACUCUUGCUAAGGUCUAUAAAGCCCAGGGCAAAUUGCAGGAAGCCGAAGAACUGGCCUCACAAACCUUGACGAUAUCAGAAGCUGUCCUGGGCCUACAACAUCCUGAAACAUGGAUCAGAAAGACGGUUCUAGGUGAUAUCUACUUGGAACGGAGGAAGCUAGACGUGGCCGAAAAGCUGUUUGCGCAGCUGAUUGAAGACAUGGAGAAGGGAAAGGCACCUCGCUACGAUAUCCUGGAAAGGAUAUUGCGUCUGGCGGACGUCUACCGAGCAAAGGGCAACGAAAGGGAAGUUGUGAAACUUGAAGGCAAAGCCCUAGCUGGAAGCAUGGAAGCGCUAGGGCCUGACCACCCGUUCACGAUGCGAUGCUUAUAUUUCAUUGCAGUCACACACAAACAAUAUGGGAGGGAUGCUGAAGCGAUCCGGAUAAUGACCCUUACAACUCAUAAAGAGGAGAAAGUGCUGGGACCUUACCAUAACAGUACACUUGACUCAUUUCAUAUGCUGAGGGAAUGGUGUGGCGAUGAUGGGGCUAUACAGAACCUCCUGGAUAUAGAGGCAGAAGGGGCAGAAAACCCAGCCAGCUGGGAAGAAUGGACUAUGAUUGAACGGCCAGGAAAGUAA